UCUGCUCACCACGUGACAUGACAUCUGCUGGUUAUAGCAACUAGAGAAAACCAGUAAUAUAGAUGUAGAGAAGGGAUCGUGGUGGCACACCGGAGUCCACACGGCAUCAGUGCGCAGUCGCUUCACCAGUCAGAGCUCCUGUCUCCAACGCUGCCGUUACGCACAGGUUCAUCUCGUCUCCAAACACCUGAUUUACAGAGACACGUACGCGGAUUUUCACCCUCUCUAUGAAAGAAUGUAAGGCAGAUAUGUAGGCUUUCCUCUGAAGGAUAUGGUCACUGUUAAGCUGCCAAAGUGGAGCCGCGCGUAUCACGGAUCGGGGCGCUCCUGCAGGGUCUAGGAUGCGCGCCCGGAACAUCCCGAUUCUUACCCGGGUUCGGGGCUGAGCAGGAUUCCGCUGCCCCUGCUGGGCGCAGAGGCGGGAGGAGGACGCAGUCGACCCGCACCAGGAUGCCUGUGAUGAGAGGUCUGCUGGCCCCGCAGAACACCUUCCUCGACACCAUCGCCACCCGUUUCGAUGGCACCCACAGUAACUUUGUGUUGGGGAACGCGCAAGUCCAGUCUCUCUACCCCAUCGUUUACUGUUCUGAUGGCUUCUGUGAGCUCACUGGUUAUGCCCGUGCAGAGCUGAUGCAGAAGAGCUGUGCAUGUCAUUUCCUCUAUGGGCCGGAGACCAGUGACAGGCUGAUGGCACAGAUCCAGGGUGCACUGGACGAGAGGAGGGAGUUCAAGACAGAACUGGUCUUCUACAAAAAAGGAGGAACUCAGUUCUGGUGUCUUCUGGAUAUCGUGCCCAUUAAGAAUGAGAAGGGAGAGGUGGUGCUCUUUCUAGUGUCACACAAGGACAUUACAGACAACAAGAAAGACCAAGAUGAAGAGCAGAGCCCAGAAAGAGACGAGGAGACGGGGUUGGAGGUGCACAAGGUCACACGGCCACCGGGCUUCAAUGCCAACCGGCGGCGCAGUAGAGCUGUGCUUUACCAGCUGUCUGGACACUUGCAGAAACAAGACAAGAGCAAACUCAAGAUCAAUAAUAACAUGUUUGGCGAGAAGCCGCCCAUACCAGAGUACAAAGUGGCAGCCAUUCAGAAAAGCCGUUUCAUUCUUCUCCAUUACGGCACCUUCAAAGCAGGCUGGGAUUGGCUCAUCCUGUUAGCAACCUUUUAUGUAGCAGUUACUGUGCCCUACAAUGUCUGUUUCACCGUCGUUGGAGGGCGAGAUGAAGCAUCAACCCCUAGAAGUCCACCGAGUGUGAGCGACAUUCUGGUGGAAAUUCUUUUCAUGUUAGAUAUUGUACUAAACUUCCGCACCACAUUUGUGAGCACAUCAGGCCAGGUGGUGUAUGAUGCUCGCUCUAUAUGUGUGCAUUACGUCACCACCUGGCUCUUUGUGGACCUGAUUGCUGCGCUGCCAUUUGACCUGUUGUAUGCCUUCAAUGUCAGUGUGUACUUUGGGGUUCAUCUGCUGAAGACGGUUCGAUUGUUACGGCUUCUUCGCUUGCUACAAAAGCUGGAGCGCUACUCCCAAUACAGUGCAGUAGUGCUCACAUUACUCAUGUCCAUGUUUGCCUUGCUGGCACAUUGGAUGGCCUGUGUCUGGUACAUCAUUGGCCGCAGCGAGAUAGAGAACAACAGCCCUGGUUCAUGGGACAUUGGCUGGUUGCAUGAGCUGGGCAAACGUUUGGGCACUCCAUACUUCCUGUCACCUCUCGCAUCCCUCAUUCCUGACUCUCUGCGCCCCACCAUCCUGGACGGCCUGGUGGUUAAUUCCAGCCAGUGGAACGGCUCUGAUCUGGUGGCUCAUGAGCCGGUGUGGAACUCCAGCCAGCUGAACUCCACAGGCACAGCGCCAGCGGCCCCUUCAAACGCUGGACAGACUGGAGCCGUACUGGGAGGAGGACCCUCCAUCCGCAGCUCAUAUGUGACAUCGCUGUACUUUGCUUUAAGCAGUCUGACCAGCGUGGGCUUUGGCAACGUCUCAGCCAAUACCGACUCAGAGAAGAUCUUCUCUAUCUGCACCAUGCUGAUCGGAGCACUCAUGCACGCUGCAGUCUUCGGUAACGUGACGGCCAUUAUCCAGCGGAUGUACUCGCGCCGCUCACUCUAUCACACUCGAACCAAAGACCUCAAAGACUUCAUCCGUGUGCAUCGACUGCCCAAAGCCCUUGCGCAGCGCAUGUUGGAGUGCUUUCAGACCACAUGGUCCGUCAACAAUGGCAUUGAUGUCAGCGAGCUUCUGAAGGACUUUCCAGAUGAACUGCGGGCCGACAUCGCCAUGCACCUGAAUAAAGAGCUGCUGCAGCUGCCUCUGUUUGAAUCGGCCAGUCGAGGGUGCCUGCGAUCGCUCUCUCUCAUUAUCAAAACCUCUUUCUGCGCUCCAGGAGAGUUCCUCAUCCGCCAGGGUGACGCUCUGCAGGCCAUAUACUUUGUCUGCUCGGGCUCCAUGGAAGUGCUCAAGGACAACACUGUGCUGGCUAUACUGGGAAAAGGGGAUCUGAUUGGAUCGGAUUCGCUAACAAAAGAGCAGGUGAUCAAGACUAACGCAAACGUGAAAGCACUGACGUAUUGUGACCUGCAGUACAUCAGCCUGAAAGGACUGCGAGAAGUGCUGCGCCUCUAUCCUGAAUACGCCCAGAAAUUUGUCAGUGAAAUUCAGCAUGAUCUCACCUAUAACCUGCGGGAGGGCAGCGGAGCUGAUGUAAGUGAUGAAUGCACACAUGAUCAUAUUCAUAGCAAAUGCAAACAAUCCCAGAGUUACCUUUGAUUCCACAUAUGUGAUUGUAAAGCUUAAGGAUUGUGUGCACGCUCUUGUUCUCAGCCUGAAAUGUGUGUGCAAGGGACUGAAACAGUUAACACAAAUGUGCAGGUCGAUACAUCACCUCAGAUUGGAGUAUCAAUAUUCUACGCUUGUACUCUGGAGCUGAUAUUUGUCCUAUAAAUAGUGCUUCAGUCCAAUAAGCAAACACGAUAAUACAGCCGUCUACAGGAACAUGUGUUAUGAUUUCCAUUUUCUGCUUUACCAAUUUAGUUUUUCUAAUAAAAUAUCAUAAAGUACAUACAGUACAUAUAAAAAUACAAGCAUGUUGUAUAAA
Danio rerio (zebrafish) is the source of this 3091-nucleotide messenger RNA. The record is from RefSeq and is a predicted model, not a curated record. Lineage: Eukaryota; Metazoa; Chordata; Actinopteri; Cypriniformes; Danionidae.